Drosophila takahashii is the source of this 3009-nucleotide messenger RNA. RefSeq names its product focal adhesion protein tensin (gene by). Gene Ontology annotation, molecular function: protein binding. Gene Ontology annotation, cellular component: focal adhesion. NCBI's taxonomy places the organism in Eukaryota, Metazoa, Arthropoda, Insecta, Diptera, Drosophilidae. The record is from RefSeq and is a predicted model, not a curated record.
UUUCAAUCAGUCUUUUGGAAUUCGCGAUACGAUGCGGUCGCCGUACGAAGAAAGCGCUGCUGCCGCCGACCACAAGUACCAAUACCAGUACACCGCGGCCAAUAAUAACAAUAAUUACUAUAAAAACUAUAAUGUGAAUGGCAAUGGGCAGGCGAAUGGAAAUGGGAAUAUAAGUGGAAGUGGAAAUGGAAAUGGAAAUGGUAAUGGCAAUGGAAAUGGAAUACCUUAUCACGCGCGCGAGAAUUCGCUGCCAUUUAGCUAUGGCAUAGCCAAAACCAAUACGACGCUGCGCAAAACUCCAACACCGACGCGUGUGGAUAGUUUUCUAGACUUUGACUUUGGAACCACUACGAAUGGGAGUUCGGGUACUGGGACUAACGAUAUGAUAAAGCCCCCCACCCGGCUGACGAGCCCUUUGCUGGUGCGCAAAACGCUGGGCAACGGUGCUAGUCCCACCAGUUCGACGAACACCAAUACCAUAGCCAACACGUACCACUACAGGUCGAGCAGCGCAACGCCGACGCCGACGCCGCUGAGAGAUAAUUUCGAGCAGCUGCUGCGGGAGCGACGCGAAAAGGUCUAUAACGAAUAUAGGAGCACGGAGAGGGAGUCGUCGGGGGAGCGGCGCGGAGCAGCGCCCACUCCUCCCCAGAGGCAGUACUAUCCCAGCGAUUCCUAUGGCAAUGGUGUGAGGAAUGGAAACGGCAGCAACGGCAACGGAACCCUAUACCGAAACAGUCCCUCAAACGGUAAUGGCCAGUCAACCAAAUACAACUACGAUUUCGAGUUCAAUCUAAACCUGGAGGAUGUCAAGCCUGAACCCACUCCCUACACCACGCGAAAUAUCCAGUUCGAGGAUCUGCGACUCGAUCAGGAUGUGCCAGAUGGCGUGGUCAAUCGGCGGACCAUGGAACGCAAUUAUCACACAAUUAACAGCUUGGAGGCGACCCACAAACGCCAGCAGUUGGAGCCGUUGGAGCAACUGGGCGCCGUUUAUGGCCAGAACCACAUGGAGGAGACACUCGCGCGCACUCGCCGCGAUCUCUCCGCAUCCACGAGGUCCACAUCCAAGUCCACCUCGCCAUUGCCAUUGGCGUUGCCAGCCCCAGCUUCGCCCAUCUAUGCCACCAGCACGAAGAGAGUGAGCAACCCAAAUACCAAUGGCCAAUACCAGCAGCAGAUGACGCCUAGUCCCACCGGCAGGCCAGAAACGCCCGCCUUUCCGGUCACGCCGCGCACUCCUUUUGGGGCAUCAUCAUCCUCUUCGUCUUUGUCAACGACGACGACGUCGCCGACCCAGUUGCCCCCGGCGGAGUCCAUCUACCAAACAGGGCCACGUCGGGGUGUGCCGCCCCCCGCCGCCGCUCUGCAGCCCCUCGAGGUGUCUGCCGAUUCGGUGAGAUUUGCCCGGAAUUCGGCCAAGUUCUGGUACAAGCCCAAUCUGACGCGUGAGGAUGCCAUCGCUCUGCUGGCCUCCGCCCAGCCGGGCACCUUCCUGGUGCGCGACUCCACCACCUACAAGAACUCCUAUGGCCUGGUGGUGCGGGUGGCCCAGCCGCCUGCCGGCUCCCAGGAGCUGGUGCGCCACUUCCUCAUCGAACCCACCAAGGGGGGAGUGCAUCUGAAGGGCUGCGAUGACGAGCCGGUGUUCACCUCACUGUCCGCACUGGUCUUCGAGCAUUCCAUAAGCCAGCUGGCGUUGCCCUGCCUGCUCCGUCUGCCCGAUCGCGACAUAGUGCCACCGGUGAGGGCCACCACGCCGGCCCAGCAGCAUCUGAUUGCCCACGGGGCGGCCACCAAUGUGCUGUGGCUCUACUCCUGCGACACGGAAUCGCUGACCGGCAACGAGGCCAUUCGCAAGGCCAUCCGGCUGAUGUACGCCCAGCGACCAGCGCCGCAGCCCACGGAGGUGCACUUCAAGGUCUCCUCGCAGGGCAUCACGCUCACGGAUAAUACGCGCAAGAAGUUCUUCCGCAAGCACUAUACGGCGGAUGUCAUCUCGCACUGUGCCAUCGAUCCGGAGAACCGGAUGUGGACCAGCGAGGGCGAGGCCGACAAGAAGACCAUCUUUGCGUUCGUGGCCCGGAGGUCGCACAGCUCCACGGACAACCAGUGCCAUGUCUUCUGCGACCUGUCUGUCAGCCAGCCGGCGGCGGCUAUUGUCUCAUUCGCCAAUCGAACGCUGCCCACCGAAAAACUGCGCAACUACGUCCUGUAGAAAGGGGGCGUGGCACGGGACAACAGGUCAGCAGGGCGGAUUCCACUGCCACCCCAAAGUGGAGUGGCGCAAAAGCAGGCUAAUGGAAUUAGUCGGCUAUGCGGAGGAGGAGCCCAGUGCUGUAAGAUGUACUAACUAAUCACUUUACGAAAUUGUGUCUUGCGAUAUAAUGAGCUUAACUACGAAUAUGUUAACAGAAAUGAUGUCAGCCGUAGUUUAUUUAGACACGCACACACUCAGAAGUCGGCGAUAUUUAUGGCAAGCUAAAACAUAUGUACACAUGUGAAUUAUCAACUUGAAUUGACUAAAUGAACAGUGGGACAAGUGGAUUCUCGGGUCCGAUAACACUAUUUGAAAACACCUAUUCAUUAUUGUUUAUACGGCCAAGGUAUAAACAACUUUAUGAAGACGAUAUACAUACAUUUCGGACGUAUCCUUGAGUCAUUUUAAGGAAUCUCGUACCACUGUGCCAAGGAUGAAGUGAAAUUGAUCACUGAGAGUUGACGGUUUACUAGCAAAAACACUGAGGAUGUGUAUAUAUUUUCGAGUCGCGUGUAUUGAUAUAAGGUGCGCUUGUCAGACAAAGGGAAUUAAACUAAUCUACCACAUAAUUUUAAACCGAUUAAUGUUAAUUUAGAAAGUUGUUGAAUAAAACCCAAAUGUGCAGGCUAUCCCAGGUAGCUUGCACUCUAAUUUAUACCAGUAAUAUCUAUAUAAAUAUAUGUAUACGCUUAAGCUCUACUAAUGCAGUCAAUACAAAUAAAGUGCAAUGUUGUUGAACAGAUUAAAAA